AUGACAAGUGUAACUUACUUUGACACUAUUACAAGAGACUUUUGUGAUGUGAUUAUAACUGAGGACGGCAUAGAUACAGUCACUUUCUUGGAAGCUGUUGAAGGGGUAAUUACGUUGUUUAAUAUGCUUGGAAGUUCGGCCUUUAAUGUCGUUCAAAAAGACAUGACCGGUAAUGUUAACAAAAUUAGAGCACGCUAUGAAACUGAUCGCAUAAAAAAUAAUACUCUUGAAAACUUGGUCAUUAACGAGCAAAAAGAAAAAAAACGUAUAGCUACUGAAGGUUUAUUAUGGUUAAAAAGAGGAUUAGAAUUUACCUCCGUGGCUUUACGUCGUUCGAUUAACCAGACUACCGAAGAACUUUCAGUUUCCUUCACAAAUGCAUAUGGUGUUACAUUGAAGCCAUUCCAUAGCUAUUUAGUUCGCCCUGUGUUCACGCUUGCCAUGAAAGCUUGCCCGUAUCGUGUUGAAUUUUUCAAGAAGCUUGGUGAUGAUCAAGCAAGAGUUAACGAACAAUAUGAAUGUUGGUUAUCUGCUCUCGAACGAAUUGUCGACAAGCUAAACUGUUUUUAUGAACAAGGUGGUCAUGAUAAAGGAUUUUAG
Molecule: messenger RNA, 600 nt
Organism: Dentiscutata erythropus
Lineage: Eukaryota; Fungi; Glomeromycota; Glomeromycetes; Diversisporales; Gigasporaceae
Source: the annotation of a GenBank genome assembly